Sycon ciliatum is the source of this 1309-nucleotide messenger RNA. RefSeq lists its product as uncharacterized. The record is from RefSeq and is a predicted model, not a curated record. Lineage: Eukaryota; Metazoa; Porifera; Calcarea; Leucosolenida; Sycettidae. The transcript has 4 exons. The coding region runs from base 215 to 646 and encodes 143 amino acids.
AGCCCCGCUCCCUCGUCGACGAUCGACGAGUCUCGAACUACUACUACAAAGGACAGCAGCAGGUUCCUUUACUUUGACCAUUGCGGCUUGUUGUUGUGGGAGCUUGACGUAGCAGGCCAGUCAUUGGCAGUGUUCGAAGGCUACCACCAGGUCCACCCGCCGACCUUGCCCCGCUUGUCAAGCAACUGCGCAAGCAACUUCAACGGACUUAGCCAUGGCUUCAGGAUAUCUUCUGGUGUUGGCUGUCGCUGUGCUGUCCCUUGGGGCACUCUGUGAGGCCAGCGAGUGUGGCAAGCUGAGCUGCCCACCAGUGGAGAAGCCGCUAUUGACGGAUUGCUGCAACGAGACGACCACCCCUUUCACACCAGUGAUAUAUACCUGCUGUUUGCCGCAUGAGGGCAAGUUGGUUAAGAAAGCCUUGGAGGUGUGGAUAAUAGCCUGCAUCGUUGUCGCUGUUGUCGGCUCGCUUGGUGCGGUCUGCUGCUGCUGCUUCUGCUGCGCGUGCUGCCCGAUCUUCUCGUCGCGCCAGAAGAACACAACGCACGUCUCCACGCACUACCAGACGCUGCCACAGGGCGGCAACGCAACCUACCAUGCCGACCAGAAGGUGCCGCUAGCCACAGCCUACCCGUCAUACAGUGCCUAGCCAGAGGAUCAUUAUCAACACCCACACCUGGUAAUUCUCGUCUGCUUUCCGUAGCAGCUGCUGAUGGUGAUCAAAGAUGGUCUUUAUUUUCAGAGCCAAUUUCUCUCUUUGUUAUAGCAAGUGAACCAUUUCUAGCACUCCUCGCUGUUCUUUGUUCGACUUGAGUUUACUACAAGAUUUUGGUUUCAGAAAGGCCAUGUUUAGAGCCAUUCAAUUCAGACAUAUUCAGCCCUCUUCUGGGAUGAAAAGUAAGGAACUCAUCGCUCCUGCCCAGCACUUCUCAUGAUGCCUUCCACAGUGACAUGUGAUUAGGUGUGAAGUCUGGCGAGGGUCAAUUCAUUGAUCAUAGAUAACGUUAGAUACAGAUAUUUUUUCUUUCCGGACACCUCGGAUGUUAGUCCAAUUUUCAAUUUUAUCAUGAUUUGUAUGAAGAAAAAUUAUAUAAUUAUAAUUAUUAUUAACUAGUUUGAGUGUUCAUGAGUUGUUUCUGCACUGUUCAUGCCCUUUUGUCACACAUACUCUUAAUCUUAGUUCUCACUUUUUGUAAUACUUACGCGUCAUAUGUCACACUUCUUUGGAUUUUUAACCUUUGUUUUUCCCUUGAUCACGUUAGUUCCGUAUUUCCACUGAUGAUCGGAGCUUGAAAAUUGAUUUUGGAAACAC